This is a messenger RNA of Neltuma alba, 1524 nucleotides long. Its product is annotated as basic leucine zipper 9. Gene Ontology annotation, biological process: regulation of DNA-templated transcription. Gene Ontology annotation, molecular function: DNA-binding transcription factor activity. Lineage: Eukaryota; Viridiplantae; Streptophyta; Magnoliopsida; Fabales; Fabaceae. The transcript is spliced from 6 exons. The record is from RefSeq and is a predicted model, not a curated record. Bases 165 to 1151 code for a protein of 328 amino acids.
UUUUAUUUUUUUGGUAACAAAAAGAUUUAGAUUUCUGCUCACGUACUUUAGCUCUUUCGUCCCUAUUUAUACAUCUUCGGUUCAUUCGAUCACUCCCCUUUUCCCUCACCUCCCAAUCUCCCCCUCCAUAUCACUCUCUUGCUGUCUGUGUUCUUCCCUGCAUAAUGGAGCCCUGCCCUUCGAUUCAAUCAGUUACUGCGUCGUCCAUCUACCCCGCCGACGGCGGCUUCCCACGCAUCACGUCGGAGUGGGAUGCGGAAGAGUUCAUGGCGUUGGUGUCGGAAAUGACGAACGGAUCCGUGAUCGAUGAGGACGUGAAAUCGGGCGAGUUCAUGUGUCAGAGUGUCAACAGAGGUUUCGCCGGCGGUGAGGAUGCAUACUUCAACGGCGUCAGCCUCGAUGAGCUUCAGGCCGCUUUGGAAACUGAUGUGAGUGAAUUUUCAGCUUCAGGAGAACUAGACGAUAACAAUAUUGCCUGGGCCCAAAACAUCACUCCCAGUCGUUCUCCCAUUUCCUGUAUCACCGAGUCUCCCUCAUCGAUUUGUGUUGGAAGCCCCACGUCAGCUAAUCAACCAAACCCAAUAGGUAAUCAAGCAAGAGGAGCAUCAAGCGGUGAGCAGUCUGACGAGGAUGAUGAAACAGGUCCCUGCGAGCAGAUCAUAGAUCCCACUGAUAAGCGCGACAGAAGGAAGAAAUCUAAUCGGGAGUCUGCAAGAAGAUCGAGAAGAAGAAAACAAGCGCACAUGGCUGACCUUGAGACGCAGGUUGAGCAACUGAGGGUGGAAAAUUCAAAUCUAUCCAAGCAGCUUAUAGAUGCUGACCAACAUUUUCGUGAGGCUAAUACUGAUAACCGAGUGCUGAAAUCAGGUGUGGAAGCGUUGAGAGCCAAGGUGAAGUUGGCAGAAGACAUCGUGGCUCGUGGCUCUUUAACCACCUUAAACAACCAGCUUCUUCAGACUCCAAGUCAGCACCUGAACCCACACAAUAAUCUGCGCAGAUCAGCGGCCCACGUGUCUCCAUCCAUUCCAGUCCAGGGAAACGAUGCCUCGUCAUAUACUGCCUCCAUGACGGUUGGUGCUCAGAAUCCUGGUCUUUCACUUGAGAACUUAAAUAUCACCACUAACAGUUUCAAUCCCUGGAAUCUCAAGUGAUGCUGCGAGCCAUGCGACUGAUCGAUCAUAGAUGUUUAAUUUGGAUCCCAUGACGGUUUCUUCACUCAGGUUGACAGCAUUUGCUUUAUAAUUUAAUAUAUAUGUCUUGUCUAAUAUUUAGGUUGGAGAGUCGAGUGGUAGAGUUGGUCUGCUAAAUAGAAGUAGAGAUCGAGUUCAUUAUAAAUAAAUUUGGGGGCUUUCUUUUUAUUGAGAAUGAUCCACUACUUAUUUAUGCAUGAUUGACUUAAUUUACUUGUAUUCCGAGCAAACUCGGCCAUUAUUCAGUCUUAAAGUACGUAUGAUUGGAUUGAUCAUGUGGUUGUUUUCUCUUCAUGCGCGUCUGUUCCAUCAAAACAGGAGUCCUUUCUUUUUC